GCGAUUUGAGAUACAGCCCUACUGAGAUUACGUGAACGUUAUUGCUGAUGGCGAUGUGAAGCCAAACAUGACUGCGUUUGCUUGCUCGCCGAAUUUUAGAGGCACUUUUCGGGAUUAUUGACACCACGACAAGUUUUUAGGAAGACAGCUACAUGAAGAUGGAGUGGUUUGUAAAUAGAGGAGCCGUGAAGUUGCCACCUGAGGAGAGCUGCUGCACGAGCGACAACCGAGAGCGCGUGCACGAGGUCAGUGCGGAGAGCAUGGCAUCUCUGUGUGAGAGGCAGCAGCGGUGUGUGAAGGCCUCCAUCGUGUCCAGUUGGCAGUUGGUGGAGGCUCAGGACCAGCUCUGUGGUCUGGAGCUGCAUGGUUCCGAGUCAGUAGAACAAGCCCGGGCUCAGGCGCUCGCCUCCUCCGCACAUCUCUCACAGUCCGAGGAAGAGUGGAGGAUGAAGGAGAGUAUGCUGGACUCCCGCUGGAGCCCUGUCCUCGGACAAGAGCCCGGAUACAGCGGCUUCGACAAAAGUAUCAUAAACAAUCCCACGCCCAGGGGGAUGGACACGGAUUACGACAAGAGCUUAACAUUCGUCCAGCGUCACGAGGAGGAGCUGAAGCAUUUUGGAAUGUUGAGGAGAUGGGACGACAGUCAGCGUUUUCUCGCCCAGAUGCCCCAGCUAAUCUGUGAGGAAACAGCGAACUACCUGAUCUUAUGGUGUUUCCGACUCUACGCUGAAGAGAAAGAAGCUCUGAUGGAGCAGGUCGCUCACCAGGCCGUAGCCAUGCAGUUUAUCUUGGAGAUGGCGCGCAGUGUGCAGCAGGACCCUCGUGCCUGCUUCCGCCAGUUCUUCCAGAAAGCCAAAGCUGGACAGGAGGGGUACUUGAACGUCUUCCACACUGAACUCGAGGCCUUUAAACACCGAGUGAAGGAGUAUGGAGUAAAACACAAAGUGGACACGCCCAAAGCCACGGAGCAGCCGUCUUCACUGGUCAGCUGCAGACUGGACCCUAAAGAAGUGCUCGAGUCUCUGCCUCCUGAACUGAAGGCAUGUGUCCAGUCACAGGACAUGCACAUACUCCAGAAUGUUCUCAGCACCAUGAACCCACAGGUGGCAGAGUAUCAUAUAAAGCGGUGUUUGGAGGCGGGGCUCUGCUCACAGCCUGGGCGGGGCUUUAAGGACGAGGACACGGAAACAGAGGAUCAAAGGAUGAUGAUGUCCUAACACACACACACACACACGCUGUCUCACUGGUGUUCAGGACGAUGAUGUUGAAAGUGUGUGAACAUCACAUGAAGAUCAGACGAGAGAACACAACCUUCAUCCUGGAGGAGAGAGGAGGAGGAGGAGCGAACGGCUCUCAUCAGACUUUUUGCUUGUUUGUCUGUUUGUUUUUGUUUUGGACCCACGUGUGAACGUGUGCUGCACUUUAUAUCUGAUUGAGACGACAGUAUAUAGGAAUAGAAUAAAGAUAGGACGAGGUAUUUUGUAUUUUGCGCACGUUUUGUUACGUUUUUGUUUUUGGGUUUCUCCCGUGACAUCGCGCCGUGACGAACACUGAUUUAUCUCUCACUGUUUUAUACACUUUUAUUUUGUUUUUCAUUUUUUUCUUUAUCCUUAAACCUUUAAUGGUUUCCCUUCUUUUCUUUUCUUAAUGACAAAAAUUAUACAAAAAAGUAAAGACGGAAAUCUUUUUUUUAAAAACAUCAGUCUCAAAAAAAAAUUUAUAAUGAAAAAAAUAUUUAUUUUCUUUCUUUUUUCAUUUUUCUUUUCAUUUUUCUCUUUUUCUUUUUUCAUUUUUUUAACAUAAAAUGUGAUAUUGUGGAAAUUAAAGAACAGUGUUUUUAAAAAUUAAAUAUAUCUAAAUUAUAAUUAUGUAAUUAUAUACAUUACAUGGUUAUAAUUAUAAAUUAUAAUUAAUAUUCACCAUCCAGUGCAUUUUAUGUUGAAAAACAAUGUCUUUAAAAAAAUCACUCUCAAAUAAUUUUAUUUUAAUUUUCGUAAACAUUGAAUGCACUACUGGGCGAUUUAUUUUUAUUUUUUGUAGUGCAAUGUUCACACUGCUGAAAUGUCAGAGUCUCAUCAUCAUCCAGUCCAAUCCAGUGGAGAUCAGAUAUCAUAUUGGAAUAAAAAACCCAGACCCGGGAGCUAAUCAUAGCCUGAACGCUGUCUCCAGUCCCGCGGUGUUAGCUUACAGUGUUUAAUAAGGCAAAAAAACAUGAUCCGUGGAGAUCACACACACACACACACACACACACUGAAUAAAGUCGCUCUAAACAGCCGUACAGCAUGAACACUUCCUCGCUAGUGUGCACUUCACAGUGUGUAGAGUUACUGAGACCUAUGCAACGUGUCAUGUGCGCUUCUCUCUGCUUUUCUCCUCAGUGUUAAACACCAGCCGUGUUCAGGAAUAAAAAGGUGUAAAGUCCA
Messenger RNA from Hemibagrus wyckioides, 2423 nucleotides. It is a transcript of the gene cdc37l1, whose product is annotated as cell division cycle 37-like 1. Gene Ontology annotation, biological process: protein folding; protein stabilization. Gene Ontology annotation, molecular function: heat shock protein binding; protein-folding chaperone binding. The transcript is spliced from 8 exons. The record is from RefSeq and is a predicted model, not a curated record. Gene Ontology annotation, cellular component: cytoplasm. Lineage: Eukaryota; Metazoa; Chordata; Actinopteri; Siluriformes; Bagridae. The coding region runs from base 153 to 1217 and encodes 354 amino acids.